AGCUCGGCAGCCAGUUGUUUGGAGAGAAGAAGAAAAGCGGCUACAAGCGGAAGAGGCACCCUAUUUGGUUUCGGAUAGUAUCCCCUCUGUGGCGCUGGGUUUUUCAUUUUAACACGCUUUGAAUUAUGUCCACCCCGGCGAGGAGACGGCUCAUGAGGGAUUUUAAAAGACUUCAAGAAGAUCCUCCCACCGGUGUGAGCGGAGCACCGUCAGAGAACAACAUUAUGCUUUGGAACGCUGUUAUCUUUGGGCCUGUGGGAACACCAUUCGAAGAUGGAACGUUUAAGCUUCUGAUAGAGUUUUCGGAGGAGUACCCGAACAAACCUCCCACAGUUCGGUUUGUGUCCAGAAUGUUUCACCCAAAUGUUUACGCAGAUGGCAGUAUAUGUUUAGACAUCCUUCAGAAUCGCUGGAGCCCCACAUAUGAUGUGUCGUCCAUACUCACCUCCAUCCAGUCGUUGCUGGACGAGCCAAACCCAAACAGUCCGGCUAACAGUCAGGCCGCGCAGCUCUAUCAGGAAAACAAGAGGGAAUACGAGAAGAGAGUGACAGCCAUCGUGGAGCAGAGCUGGGUGGACGUCUGAGCUUCUCUUGCACUCUGCUUCUUCCCCUCCAUCACCGUCUUGUCAUCAUCCCAUUACUUCAAUCUCUCAGAUUAUUAUUUUUUUUUUUACUGCAUCAAAAAAAACCAACUAUAUCAGAAGAACUCAAGUGCCACCCUGAAAAAAAAAAGAAACUCGAGAGGACAACCAAACCAGAAUGGACAUUAACUUGCUUGCCAAUACAUUAGAGGAAAACGAGGGAGGGAAAUCAACCUUUUUGUUUGUGUUUCUUGUUCUUAAUUUUACUUUUUUUUUAUUUUUUAUUGCAUGAUGUGAAAUAAGUUAUUGCUAACAGAAUUUGUAAUAUAUCUUUGUUGUUUGUUUGGAUUUAGUUGGACUGUUUUGAGUUUUACAGAUAUAUUUUUUUCCCUUUUUCUUUUGUAACGUCUGAUGGUGGGUACAACAUGGCUGUUUUGGGAAAAGGGCCAAAUCAGCAUAUUUUUGAAAGUAAUGGAAGAGCCUAGAAAAUGCCUUUUUUUUUUUUAAAUUUUUUUUUUUUAUCUUUCAAGUUAGCCACAGAUGCAGCUGAUAAAAAAAGAACAAUAGCUUAUCUGUUCUGAGCAUAUCUCUUUAUUAUUUUUAGACUCUGUAGAUUUGGGCUCACAGACGUCACAGGAUACAACUGUGCCAAGUGUCCCUCUGCGCUGAUGAAUCAUGGCUCCUUGGCAAACCAGCUCCGAGCUUUCUAUUUUUUAUCAAUUAUAUUACAAGAGAGGGAGUGUAUUGAGAAUGUGAAUAUUAACACCAGAACUUGACAGGAUGAGGUUUGAAUGCAGAGGAGAUCAGGGUCAAUGGAAAAGGCUGGAAAUGUUAGAAUCAGUAUAGGAGCCUACGAAAUAAGGAAAUCCACAUCAUGAUGGUUCACUCAUCGCUGAUUGGGCCAUAACUUCCAAGAUGGCAGAUAGACACGUUGGUUGUUCUUCUACAUGUUCUAUUCUGCUUUUUCUAUAAUGAACAUUAAACCAGUUCUAGUAGUUCAUGAUUUAAGAAAAUGAAGGUAAAAACAUUGAAACGCUUCUCAGUUCCUCUCCUGCCUGUGCCCAACUGCUUUUCUAGUUUUCACUCACCACACAUGCAAACAACUUGUUUCAGCGGUGAUGUCUGUCUGCCUGAGUUCAAGCGUCUUUCGAUCCUAUUUAUAAAUGACACAGCUGACAUGUAAAUGAACAAACAUAAGGACACAAGCAGUGCCACCUGUUGCAUUGUACGUUCGACUGCUGCAGAGAAGAGCUCACUCGCAUGCAGUUGGACCCCGCCCCUGCUUCAACAGCACGACAUCAACUGCUUCCCCAAAGUUGUCGUCUCAAGCCUGCAUUUGUUUUACUCGUUCGUGACGCCCAGUUAAAAGACCACUUGAGUAUAAAUUCAUGAUUUUACCCCACCCAGCUCCGGCUAAAUAAUCCAUGGAAAACCGUCACCAUGAAACAACUCCACUUUUCUGAGACAGUACAAGUCAUAAUGUGGUUAGUGACUUAUAUCACCUAUUAAGCAGAUGGGAUAUGUUAUAAAAAUUUUGUGAAUUAAGCAAAAAAAUGUAUACUUAUAACAAUAUGCUGUAUAAACGUAAUAAAACACAUUUUUCAGACUUUGA
Molecule: messenger RNA, 2193 nt
Organism: Hippoglossus stenolepis (Pacific halibut)
Lineage: Eukaryota; Metazoa; Chordata; Actinopteri; Pleuronectiformes; Pleuronectidae
Gene: ube2b
Product: ubiquitin-conjugating enzyme E2B (RAD6 homolog)
Exons: 6
Coding region: 126-584 (152 amino acids)
Biological process (GO): proteasome-mediated ubiquitin-dependent protein catabolic process; protein polyubiquitination; DNA repair
Cellular component (GO): HULC complex
Molecular function (GO): ubiquitin conjugating enzyme activity
Source: RefSeq, a predicted model, not a curated record